UCUUUAAACAUAUUAAUAUGCCGACAACCAAAUUUUAUCGAAAUUUUCCUUAAAGUAUCGAUCUGUUAUUAGGUUCUCCUUUGGCUUGCUAUUUUUUAAAUUCUCCCAUCUUUCUCUGCCUUAAAUUGUUUGUAUGGUUUAUUUUUAUGCAGUGCCUAUGACAAAUUGAAGGCAAUGGAACAAACAUUGGCCAAAGGAAAGCAGCUUCAAGAUGACUAUGCUUCUGUGGUGAAGAAGCUGAGGGCUAUGCAGCCUAUGCUCCACUCAACCGAAGAGCAGCUCCGAGUGCACAAAAAGCUGACUAUAUUCUUGACUCAAUUGAUAGCAAAAACGAUUCCUAAAGGUCUGCAUUGUCUUCCACUGCGCCUUACAACUGAGUAUUAUACCUUGAAUUCUUCUCAACAUGACUUUCCAAAUCAAGAGAAGUUAGAAGACCCUCAGUUGUACCAUUAUGCAUUAUUCUCUGAUAAGGUAUUAGCAGCAGCAGUUGUUGUAAACUCAACUAUAACAUAUGCCAAGCAAUGAGGAUGUGGUUUUUGGUAAAUCCACCAGGCAAAGCUUCUAUCCAGGUUCAAAACAUUGAAGAAUUUACAUGGCUAAAUGCAAGU
Quercus lobata is the source of this 608-nucleotide messenger RNA. RefSeq names its product probable galacturonosyltransferase 4. The coding region runs from base 175 to 525 and encodes 116 amino acids. The transcript is spliced from 2 exons. The record is from RefSeq and is a predicted model, not a curated record. Gene Ontology annotation, molecular function: polygalacturonate 4-alpha-galacturonosyltransferase activity. Lineage: Eukaryota; Viridiplantae; Streptophyta; Magnoliopsida; Fagales; Fagaceae.